AUGACUUCCAAGCUUAGUCAUAUCGCGCUUGCGCUUUUCUUUUGUGUCCUCGUCGAAGCGAACAUUUCACAUUUCUUCGCAGACAACUAUGACUACUAUCCGCAGCAACAACCCGCCGUGCCUAGUUUAUAUCCAGUACCACCAGCGCUGCCGCCCUCACAAUUGGGCGACGCAUUUCCUACGUCCGCUCCAGCUUCACUGCCACAGUCAACACAUUCACCUGUCGCGCCAGUGCGACCGUCCUCCACUACUGAGUUAACGCUGCCCGAGAUUGUAGAGAACCGUGGCGCCAAGAGUGGUGGCAGAAUUAAUUUUAUUCCGUUGCAAAAUCAAUACUUAUCACCGGAAGAAGAUCGUCCAAACUUUGAGGCAUCGAAGCGACCGCCUAGUUUUGGCCCCGGCUACUUCUACCCACGUCCCACAUCCAUUUUCAUUCCGACCACGACUACUACAACCACCAGCACUACAACUAUGCGUCCGGACCCUAUUGUGGUGAUUGAUCCGCCUGAUAUUCUUCCCUCUGCGCAAGCACCAGCCAUUAAUGAUCCCGUUGCGCUUCAACCAGCCGUACCGGGUUAUGACUAUAAUGUGCCUGCGGGUCCGCCAUUUCAGCUACCCACACAUACGCCAGUAUCUACGCCUGCACCCGCCUACUUGCCGCCGGAUGACGGCGCGCUCAAUGCCGCUGUCACUCCCAACACUCUACGUCUGAGUGUACACGAAAUGCGUUGCAUGCAACACAAUGGCGGUUACUUUCGCGCUGUGCUCAAAGUGGAUAGUUUUAUAGGCGCAGCGCCGACAGUCGACAACGAUUCGACUGAUAAGAGUUGUGAGUUGAAAUUGUCGCGCAGUUACGUUGUGACCGACAUUGCGGCGGAGGAUUUUGAAAAGUGCGGCGUACAUGCUUGUGGCAAUGAUUUAUGUUUGCGUCUGCGCUUUCCCACCAUACGCGGUGUGCGUACAAGUGCGGAUGGCAUACUGACACUGCACUGCAAGACGCAGGAGCGUGUGGCGGUUAAGACGCAUGCGCUUAAAGUGAGCGUCUCCAAUGAGUUGCAAGCGCGUAGUCUGGGCACCUAUGCGCACGGCGGCACCCAGUUACCCUUUCGUACGCAUGUAGAACUGUUUCGACGUACCGCUAAAGGUUUCACACGCCACUUGGACACACACAGCGCUGUGCUGCUGGGUGAGGAGUUGCUGUUACGGGCGCACGUUAUUGCUGGCGAUGGUUGGAAUUACACUAAAUUAACGGAUGUGCAUGUGCAACGCAUCUCCCCAACCGGUGAGCUGCUCAACAACGUUGCUCUCGUCACAACACGAGGUUGCAUCAAUCCAUCCAUGCAAAGCGUUUGCACACAACCGCCAAGUUACGAUCCACCGCUCGGUCAUCGUUUGAAUUUCAAGGCAGUUAUGUUCCAAGGCAUGCGCAGCGGCGAUGAGCUCGUUUUAUCCAUGCGCAUUACCGGUUGUUUGGAAGAGCGUGAUUGCCAUGUGGACGCUAGCAAUUGCAGCGUCGUAACCAAUAUGUGGCGCCGUAAACGCCAUACAGUGGAAGCUGCUAAUGGCAACGAAGUAUCGGAAAUAUCUCGCAUUGCUUUUAGAGUUAUGAUGUCAAAUGACGAGGCCGAGGAGCUUAUAGAUUCACCAAACGAUGCGAGUCAAAGCUCAGACGUGAAACUAGGAAGAGAGCAUGUAUCUAGUUCUGUAAGGGAAAGUGAAAGUAAAGGUAUGCUAGUGGAGAUGAAUUCAUUGAAAAUAAUUUCUGCUGUAGGCUUCGUUUUGGCACUCACUGGACUGGGUAUUUUUGCGGCAGUGAAACUAUCAAAAUGA
Molecule: messenger RNA, 1830 nt
Organism: Bactrocera tryoni
Lineage: Eukaryota; Metazoa; Arthropoda; Insecta; Diptera; Tephritidae
Exons: 4
Coding region: 1-1830 (609 amino acids)
Source: RefSeq, a predicted model, not a curated record